AUGUCUAGUUUAAAUGAUUUAAUCAAAGAGUUGAUGUUAUCAAAUAACAUUGAUGGCGAAAUCAAAGAAGAGGAUAAAGAUGAUAUUUACUUUGACAGACGUCUAAAUAGUGCGGUGGAGGUAUACGAUAGAUUAUCAACAGACUUUCCAACGAUAUCAAGUAAACAAUUGAAAUUAUUGUUAGAUGAUCUAUUAAAUAGACUUAUAGCGUUAGAUAAUCAAUUCACACCAACAUCAACAGUAACCAUAUCAUCACUACCGCCUUUUAAAUUCAAUAAUAUACUUUUAAAUACAUUAACAGAGUACUCUUUAAAGUAUAAUACAACUUUAAACUCACAAUCAUCAACAACCACAAAAACAACUAAAGAUCAAACUAAUAGCAAUCAAGAAUAUGGUAUAAAGGAAUCAAAUGAACUUUUAGAAUAUCUUGAUAGAUAUUAUAUUGAUGAUGAAUCUGAUGAUGAUGAUGAUGAUGAUGAAACUGAUCAAUCAGAUGAUAAUCAAGAAAUAAUAGAUCAUAGUAAUAAUGAAAUAGCAGCAGAAGUAGAAGAAGAUAAUGAGGAUAAUUAUAAGGAUUUCAAUGUUAAUAGUGGAGGUGUAGAUAUUACAAAGGAAUUCUAUGAUGCUAAAUAUAGAUUGAAUGAAAAUAUCAAUAAUAAUAAUAAUAAUAAUAAUAAUAAUAAUAAUAAUAAUAAUAAUUGGUCUGUCAUUUGUGAAAAGCUAAUCGAUAUAUAUAAACAAUCAUGUUAUGAUAAUAUAUCAAAUGAUACCGUAUGGGAAGAUUAUUCGAUAAUGGAUGACAUCAAGUCAAUAGUCAAUUCACUCUUCUCAGCUGAACAUCUCUUACCGUUGGCAGCACUCAUUCCACUCUUUAUAUAUAUACUACGUGAUCGUAUUCUAUCGAAACCAAAUGAAAUACCAUAUAUACUUCCACAGCUUUUAGAUAUUCUAAUUGAAUCUUCCUCUUCUUCCUCCAGCUUUACACAAUCAAACGAUAAUCAUAGUACUGCUUUACUGUCAAAUUUCCAAAUAGAUACAUUAUUAUCAUUAUUUGAUAGUUUGGUAUCGAUUCCACUUAAAUCAUUGUCAAAGAGAUCACUAGAUUAUCUUAAUAAAUCAAUUAUCGAUAAUCUGUUACAUCUGACCAAUAGACUUUCCUAUUGGAAUUCUUUGGAAAUCAAUCGACUUACACAUAUUAAUAGUAACUCUAAUAAUGAAAUGUCAAUGAUAUCAAAGAUAACAUUGUAUAUUGCCAAUCAGUUAGACUAUAAAGGAUGGGAUCAACUCUAUCUCCAGAAAUCAUUAUUCGCUCAAUAUCUUACAUUAACACUAAAGUUAAUUAAUAAUCCAACCGAUUCGAUUGUAUAUGAAUCAUUGGUCAAUGAGUCAUUACGUUGGUUAACAACAGUCUGUUGUCAGUCAGAGAUGCUUUGCAAGUUCACACAACAAGUACCAGAGUUCAAAUCACUAUUUCUUGAAGAUCUUAGUAAUAAUGAUAAUAAUGACACUGGUAAUGAUAAUGAUAAUGAUAAUAGUAAUAAUCAAAUUAAUAUCAAUAUUAAGAGUAAAUAUAAUGAAUACUAUGCAAUCUGGUUAUAUUUAUCAGUUUUAUAUCCAGUGGGUAGUAAUCAGAAACAACAAUCACAACAAUAUCAGCAACAACAAGAUCAAAAGAUAGAAUCAUUUAUCAAUAUAUUAGAGUCAAUGAGUAGUGAUAGAGUCUUUGAACUGCGAGAUUGCUCUGUACUGAACUCACUUACGACGAUCACUCAGCAUCUUUCACAGAUAAAAGUUUUGCGAUCCACAACUUUACCUCUUUCAAAGGUCACCGAAUUUUUAAGUAGACUCGAAUCAAAGGUUGUUGAAACAAUUAAGCAACUAUUAUUGAAACAACAUUUAACUAAUAAUAACAACAAUGAUAAUAAUGGUAACAAUAAUAAUAAUAAUGAUAGUAAUGAAAUAGAUAACAAUAAUCAGCAACAAAGAAUAAUAGAAAGAUUUAAACAACAAUUAAUCAAAUUAAGAACUUAUCUAAAAUCAUUAUCACCAACAAACGAUAACAAGAAGAAAUAA
Messenger RNA from Heterostelium album PN500, 2073 nucleotides. RefSeq lists its product as uncharacterized. The record is from RefSeq and is a predicted model, not a curated record. Bases 1 to 2073 code for a protein of 690 amino acids. NCBI's taxonomy places the organism in Eukaryota, Evosea, Eumycetozoa, Acytosteliales, Acytosteliaceae. The transcript has 4 exons.